AAGCGUUUAACUAUAAGUCUCCGUUAAGCUUCAAAAUGCACGAGCGCUGAUUGGAGGAAAUAAACCAAGACUAAAUCUACAUAACUAGCCCUACGAUUCAACCCAUUAGCCGGGAGAUCAUUCAAUUACCUUGGUUUCGUCGGCACUUUGGGUGAGCCACGCGGGGCGUUACCAAUGUCGAUGGGAGUGGAUCGUGUCAAAAAGGUGUUCUUCUUUCACCUUCACAGUAUGAGCAUGUGUGCGUGAGACUUGGGCCUACUCUCCAUCAUGCGCACCUCAAGCUCUACGUUACGUGGCCUUCUUAGAUAUAAAGCACAUCAAUGGAAAACAUUACCAGGCGCAAGACACACUUAUGCGACCUCAAUUAAUCUCAAGGAUUACACCGUCGUCGACCAUCACUAUGACGCGAUAGUCAUUGGUGCUGGUGGUGCAGGCCUCAGGGCUGCUGUGGGUCUGGUUGAAGCUGGCAUGAAUACAGCAUGUAUAACAAAAUUGUUCCCAACUAGAUCACACACUGUAGCAGCGCAAGGAGGCAUUAACGCGGCGCUUGGAAAUAUCCAUCACGACGAUUGGCGAUGGCAUAUGUACGAUACUGUCAAAGGAUCAGAUUGGCUUGGCGACCAAGAUGCUAUCCAUUACAUGACGCGCGAGGCAGAGGAAGCAAUCAUUGAACUCGAGAGAUAUGGAAUGCCUUUCUCACGAACGUCAGAGGGUAAGAUCUAUCAGCGUGCUAUUGGAGGACAAAGUCAACAGUUCGGGACUGGAGGACAGGCUUAUCGAACAGCAUGUGUGUCAGACCGAACAGGGCAUGCUAUGCUGCACACUCUAUACGGUCAAUCAUUAAAGCAUGAUUGCAAGUUCUUCAUUGAGUAUUUCGCUCAGGACCUGAUGAUGAUUGACGGCAAGUGUGUUGGUGUGACUGCAAUGUCGAUGGAAGAUGGGACUUUCCAUCGCAUCUUCGCGAAGAAUACUGUGCUGGCUGCCGGAGGUUACGGUCGGGCAUACUUUAGCUGCACAAGUGCGCAUACUUCAACUGGAGACGGCACGGCUAUGGCAGCACGCGCAGGCUUACCUCUCCAGGACAUGGAAUUUGUGCAGUUCCAUCCAUCUGGUAUUUAUGGUGCCGGUGUGCUUAUCACAGAGGGCGCCCGAGGUGAGGGUGGUUUCCUCCUAAACAGCGAGGGAGAGCGGUUCAUGGAGCGAUAUGCUCCAACGGCGAAAGAUCUGGCCUCCCGAGACGUUGUAUCACGAUCUGAGAACCUCGAGAUUCUACAAGGCCGUGGCGUUGGACCAAAUAAAGAUCAUAUACAUUUGCAACUAUCCCAUCUUCCUAAGGAUAUCAUCAUGGAACGACUGCCUGGUAUUGCGGAGACAGCCGCUAUCUUUGCGGGCGUUGAUAUUACAAAACAGCCGAUUCCAAUUCUACCAACCGUGCAUUACUGCAUGGGUGGUAUUCCCACAAACUACAAAGGCGAAGUGCUCGACGUUUCAACUGACGGAUCUGAACAUGCCGUUCCGGGACUCUACGCAGUUGGCGAAGUCGCCUGCGUUAGUGUUCAUGGUGCCAAUCGUCUAGGCGCAAAUUCGCUGUUAGACAUUGUCGUAUUCGGGCGCGCCGCAGCAUUGGACAUUCAAGCAAAAUUCUCUCCGGGUGAAAAGCACGAACCAGCACCGAAGGACAUUGGAAAUGAUUCGUUGACGGACGUCCUAAAGUUCCUGAACGCUGACGGCAAGACCUUGACCGCAUCUCUCAGGGGUGAUAUGCAAACGAACAUGCAGGCUAACGCAGCCGUCUUCAGAACAGAAGAAUCACUAGCCACAGGCGUUGAGAAGCUGGAAAAGAUCUGUCACGAUUUCUCUGAAGAUGUGAACGUUCGGGACAAGUCUCUAAUCUGGAAUUCGGACUUGAUCGAGACACUGGAAACGCGGAACCUCCUGACUAAUGCAGCACAGACUGUGUCCUCAGCUCUAGAGCGACAGGAAAGCAGAGGAAGCCACGCCCGAGACGACUUUCCUGACCGGAUAGAUGAGAAGUGGAUGAAACACAGCUUGAGUUGGCAAAAGGACAUCACGGACAAAGUCCGACUUGGGACGAGAGCCGUACAGAUGAACACGCUUGAUCAGAGCGAGUGCGAACAUGUGCCACCAAAGAAGAGAUCCUACUAAUAGAGAAAUAUAUGACAGUAGAUUGUGGGCAAACAAAGGGUUCAUCUAACAAUCUAGUAGAUUCAAUAAAUAGCAUAUAUACGGAGCUUCGGAAUAGGAUUUGUAGGAUU
Molecule: messenger RNA, 2276 nt
Organism: Pseudovirgaria hyperparasitica
Lineage: Eukaryota; Fungi; Ascomycota; Dothideomycetes; Acrospermales; Acrospermaceae
Product: succinate dehydrogenase
Exons: 6
Coding region: 268-2166 (632 amino acids)
Biological process (GO): mitochondrial electron transport, succinate to ubiquinone; tricarboxylic acid cycle
Molecular function (GO): flavin adenine dinucleotide binding; electron transfer activity; succinate dehydrogenase (quinone) activity
Source: RefSeq, a predicted model, not a curated record